UAUAAAACCCGCGAAUCCGCGAUAGCAGCAGGAGCAGAAGAGCGGCCAUGAGGACGAACACCACCGCCACCGUGCUCCUCGCCGCGGCCGUGGCGCUGCUGCUCGCCACGGCGGCGCGCGGCGACGGCGGCGACGGCGGGUGCGGGAAGGAGGAUGCGGCGGCGGGGCGGGACCGGGCGCGGGCGAGGGGGCUCAAGAUCGCGGCCUUCUUCUCCAUCCUGGUGUGCGGCGCGCUGGGGUGCGGCCUCCCCUCGCUGGGGCGCCACGUCCCUGCGCUGCGCCCCGACGGCGACGUGUUCUUCCUCGUCAAGGCGUUCGCGGCGGGCGUCAUCCUCGCCACGGGGUUCAUCCACAUCCUCCCCGACGCGUUCGACAACCUCACCGACGACUGCCUCCCCGCCGGCGGGCCGUGGAAGGAGUUCCCCUUCGCCGGCUUCGGCGCCAUGGUCGGCGCCAUCGGCACGCUCGUCGUCGACACCCUCGCCACCGGCUACUUCACGCGUGCGCUGUCCAAGAAGGACGCCGCCACCGCCGCCGCCGUCGCGGACGAGGAGAAGCAGAGCGCCGCCGCGACGCAGCAGCACAACCACCACCACAAUCACCACGUCGUCGGCGAUGGCGGCGGCGGCGGCGAGGAGCACGAGGGACAGGUGCACGUGCACACCCACGCGACGCACGGCCACGCGCACGGCUCGUCGGCGCUCGUCGCGGCCGUCGGCGAGGACGACAAGGAGACAACUCUCCGGCAUCGUGUCAUCUCUCAGGUUCUAGAGCUAGGGAUCGUGGUGCACUCGGUGAUCAUUGGCAUCUCCCUCGGCGCGUCACAGAAUCCGGAAACCAUCAAGCCGCUGGUGGUCGCCCUCAGCUUCCACCAAAUGUUCGAGGGCAUGGGACUCGGUGGCUGCAUCGUGCAGGCGAAGUUCAAGGUGAGGUCGAUCGUGACGAUGGUCCUCUUCUUCUGCCUGACGACGCCGGUGGGGAUCGCCGUCGGCGUGGGCAUCUCGUCGGUGUACAACGAGAGCAGCCCGACGGCGCUGGUGGUGGAGGGCAUCCUCAACUCCGUCGCGGCGGGGAUCCUCAUCUACAUGGCCCUCGUCGACCUCCUCGCCGAGGACUUCAUGAACCCCAGGGUGCAGAGCAAAGGCAAGCUCCAGCUCGGCAUCAACCUCGCCAUGCUCGCCGGCGCCGGCCUCAUGUCCAUGCUCGCCAAAUGGGCCUAGACAAGCGUCACUCAGGGACUAAUGUAGAGGAAAUUAAAUUAUAGGUCGAGAAGAAAAAAUGGAAGUGAAUGUACUCGCCGUCGCAAUUUUGUAGUAUUUGUAGCAUUCUAAUUGAACUUAUAUAUUGUUAAUGUGUAGAGGUGUGUGUAGUUUUUUUUUUCUUUUUUUGUUGUUGUGUGACUAAAACUGGGGGUACUGAUUGUGAUCGAGGGUGCACCUGCCUACCUUUGUGGGUUUGAAACGAGAUAGCAGACUCUGUUGAAUCUGGAA
Messenger RNA from Oryza sativa Japonica Group (Japanese rice), 1490 nucleotides. NCBI's taxonomy places the organism in Eukaryota, Viridiplantae, Streptophyta, Magnoliopsida, Poales, Poaceae. The record is from RefSeq and is a predicted model, not a curated record.